AUGGAUAUAAUACUUGAUGACAGUAUACUAACAACAACUCUUGGUGCAAUUUUCAAUUUGCAAGAUUUUCGAGUAAGUAUCUGUUCAUGGUAGAAUAGUUUAUCAUCAUCUUAAUUUCCAAAUUUUUCAGAAUGCUUUCUUGUGGGCUCUUAUUGUUGGAAUAUGUUUGGCGUUUUUGUUGGGUUUUGGAAUGGGAGCAAAUGACGUGUCAAAUGCAUUUGGAACAUCAGUUGGAAGUGGAGCAUUAACAUUAAUACAAGCCUAUAUUUUGGCAACUAUUUUUGAAACUCUGGGUUCUGUUUUAGUGGGUGAGUGACAUAUACAAAAAUAGGAAAAAACCCGAUUCUCGGCUUGAAAAUAAAAAUAAAAUAUUCUAGGUUAUAAUGUAAUUGAUACGAUGCGAAAAGGAGUGGUUGAUGUCGCUGUCUACAAUAAUUCAGCAGCCGAGUUUAUGUUAGGACAAGUUGCAACACUUGGUGGAUGUGCCACGUGGCUUAUGAUUGCCACAUUUUUACAUCUUUCCAGUUUCAACAACUCAUGCAGUUGUUGGAGCAACUUUGGGAUUCUCGUUGACUUGUAAAGGAACUCAAGGAAUUCAAUGGAUGGUUGUUGUAAAAAUUAGUGAGUUUUUUCUGAUAAUUGAAAAAUAAAAGAAAAUUAAUCGAUUAUUUCAGUUGCUUCUUGGUUCAUUUCCCCCGUUUUUGCUGGAACUCUUUCACUUCUCUUGUAUAUUUUUGUAGAUCAUGUUAUUCUGAGAACAGUGAGUUUUUGUUUACCUUAACCGGUCACUGAGAAACCUUAUCGGCUCAAAUAGAUAAGCGUUUUCUUCAAUAUUUUCCUCGGGAACUACAUGAUUUCUUUGUCUUGGACACAACUAAUCCUUUCCGUUUUUCUUCCAGUCGGAUCCUGUCAAAAAUGGAUUAUUCUGGCUUCCAGUCUUCUAUUUUGUUUGCCUUGUUUUCAACACUUUCAUGAUUUCUUAUCAAGGAUCCAGAGUUCUUCAUCUUUCAACAGUUCCACUUUGGAUUGCGAUCGUUUUGAGUUUGGCUUGUUGGAGUUAUUGCAGCAGCUGUUUGUCAUUUCUUGAUUGUUCCAAGAAUUCGAAGAUUUGUCAACAGUUAGUCUCACUAUUUUUUGUUUUUAUCUUCAAAAUUGUGUUCCUUUCAGAAAACAAAACCGAUCGGGAAAAUCGAGUAUCAUCAAUUGUGAUAUCAGUCACUGAAAAUGAAGAAAAAGACAAAAUAACAGUUCGAACUGGAACUACUUCAUCUUCUUCCGAUCAAUAUGGAAGUGUACAUCGACCAAAUACAACACUUGCACAACAUCCAUCGAAAAUCAAAUCAUUCAUUACUUGGUUGUUCCCGGAUAAAACUCAAGUUGAAAGUGAAGAUACCUUGCGAAUGUUCAGCUCAGUUCAAACAUUGACUGCUUGUUUUGCCGGUUUUGCACACGGUGCUAAUGAUGUUUGGUAAGUAUUUGGAAACAUCCUUUUUGAGUUGGAAGUAAAAUUUACCUCGUUUAAGAAUUUGUAUAUUAGUUUUCUUUUUCGUGCAGAAUUAAUAAAUCAAAAAAGAAGAAAAAUUCCAUUUUUAUCAGUGAUUUACGAAUUGAUUAGUUCUUGUUCGCUGAUAAAAUGAAAGAAAAAGUACCCGGAAAGAGCUCGGAAUGAACUCGUCUUUGAAAGAUCGACAACAAAAAAUCAAUGUUUUUCAGUAAUGCAAUUGCUCCACUUGUUGCUCUUAUUGCAAUUUAUCGAGAUUAUGAUGUUUAUCAGAAAAAAGAAACACCACUCUAUGUUCUUUUAUACGGAGUUUUGGCAAUUUGUGUUGGUCUUUGGUGUCUUGGACACAAAGUUAUUCGAACUGUUGGAACAAAAAUGUCGGAAGUCAAUCCAGCAUCUGGUUUUUGUAUUGAAUUCGGUGCAGCUGUUACAGCUCUUCUUGCUUCAAAAUUAGGUCUACCAAUUUCAACAACACAUUGUUUAGUUGGUGCUGUUGUAACUGUUGGUUCAGUUCGAUCAGGAAAAGGUAUCGAAUGGGGACUUUUCCGAAAUGUUGCACUUUCUUGGGUUGUAACACUUCCAGUUGCUGGAGGUUUUGCUGCUUUAUAUAUGUGGCUACUCAAGUUUACAAUUCCAAUACAAUACCGGUAG
Molecule: messenger RNA, 2152 nt
Organism: Caenorhabditis angaria
Lineage: Eukaryota; Metazoa; Nematoda; Chromadorea; Rhabditida; Rhabditidae
Source: the annotation of a GenBank genome assembly